Messenger RNA from Emys orbicularis (European pond turtle), 564 nucleotides. It is a transcript of the gene TMEM272, whose product is annotated as transmembrane protein 272. Bases 1 to 564 code for a protein of 187 amino acids. Lineage: Eukaryota; Metazoa; Chordata; Testudines; Emydidae. The record is from RefSeq and is a predicted model, not a curated record. The transcript has 4 exons.
AUGGCUGCUGGCCUGGAGAAAGCUUGUCACCGGUGCAUAUCUAAAAUUGCCAGUAACGCAUGCUUUAUUUUUGGGCUUCUUGCUUUCCUUGCUUUACCACUGUCCAUGGCUUUUACAGGAAUGAAGUUUUUGGAAGACUGCCCACUUCAACCACUAAUUCCCUUAUAUCUGUUGGUGGGUGGUGUUGUCGGCAGUUUAAAGGUGACUCUUCUGCUUUAUGACUCCACCAGGAUGCGGCAACUGCUUUCCAAAUCUGUCGUGAUUGAUGAUGACGACGAUGAUGAAUAUCCAUGGCGGCAGAAUGCUCACAAAUACUACAUCCAUCUUACGCUCAGCCUCUUCCUCUUUAUCUGGUUCAUACUUGGGAACUAUUGGGUGUUUUCUGUCUACCUGCCAAAUUUCAUUCCACCUUUCCACCAGCCCCAGGAUUAUUGUGAUAAAACCCUGUACAUUUUUGCUGUUGGAGUUCUUAUCAUUAGUCAUACUGUGCUGUUUUUGCUUAUCUUUUGUAGCUUCUGCAUAUAUUGUUUUUCUAGGCGAAGAUAUGCUGCAGAAGAGGAUUAA